This is a messenger RNA of Dimorphilus gyrociliatus, 1057 nucleotides long. NCBI's taxonomy places the organism in Eukaryota, Metazoa, Annelida, Polychaeta, Dinophilidae. The record is from the annotation of a GenBank genome assembly.
AAUGUCAACUCAAAAAUGUGAACAACCGUCGGAGUUACGAGAAAUGGUAGAAGCUAGUCAACAGGAUAUGAAAACUAUGAAGGAAAAUUUGGAUAGGUUGAAAAACCUUAGCGAAUCGGAGAAAGGAGACAGCGCAAUUUUAAGAUCAAGAAUAGAGGAACAAUCACAGCUUAUAAUGAUCUUAAAGAAAAGAUCUGAUGAAGAUUGCAUUAGAGCUAAAACUCUCGAAAAGAUGGUUGAUGAGUUGACAGAGUUUCGCGAAGGUGCUAAUGAGGAUUUGCAAAGGGAAAUAAACAAAUAUAAUAUGCUGGAUGCAAGAUUUAACGAUUUAGCUUACAAUCAUCAAGAAUUGAUAAAAUUUAAAGAUGAAUAUAAAAGGCAAAAUAAUGAAUUGCGCAAAGAUAAUGAAAGACUGAAAGAAGAGAAUGCUAAACUCUUUAGCUCUGCCUUAAGUGAGAAAGAUAAGAAAAUAAGGGAACUCUCGGCCGAAAUUGAUACUUUACAAGAUAAACUAGCCUCAAUGGACUAUCAUUUUCAGAAAAUAAAUAAGGAACUAAAGGAAACGACUCAGGUUUACGAGAAAGAAACCCAUAGCCUGAAAACAGAAAAUAAUGAUCUUAGAGACAAACUCUCUAAGGAAGAGAGUUUUCGAAAAGAAUUAGAAAGGAAAUUAAAAGCUGCUCAAGAACAAUCAAAGUUAAGCGGAAGUGCUGUGAAAGCCUCUAUAGAGCAGCUUGAAAAAGAGAAAGAAGAGCUAAUGGCUUUGGCUAUGCAAAGGGGUCGCCUAGUUCAAGAUAAAGUUGAAGAAAUAAAGCGUCUACAACAUCAAAUUGUCGAAAUGGAAAAGAAAGUAAAAGCUUCUAAAGAUAAAUUCGAGAGAGAAGCCGCAUCAGUCAACGCAAAUAUACAAGUCAUUAAACUACGUGAUGAGCUAUGUAGAGCAGAAGAAACACACAAAGAUUUGGAAAGAAACUUCAAUGCCUUUAAGGAGCAUUCUAAGAAAAUGUUGGACAAUGAGAAAGAGAUUAAUGCAAAAUUGAGAAUGUUGCUUUCUUAA